CUUGAUUAUAUGUUGAUGUCGCAAGAGAAAAAGAGACAAGUCGGGCUCGAGAAAAUGCCCCGCUCCAGAUUUUCAUUUAUAUUUUUUUCACUGAUGAUCAAGACGGUGUCAAGAAAGACUUUAAUGUACCUCUCUCUACACUUACAUUUGAGAGUUCACGGCAGUCAUAUGAGUAAUUGAUGCACAAGCAGGCCGCCAAAAAGGAGAAACUAUCAUAUCUUGCAUUUGAAGAGCAAACGGAAUCUCUGCAUCUUCACCUCGUCAACCAGAGCCCCCUAAUGGGAGAAAUUCAUUAUCGACCAGUAUAAAGUGUGGGCGUUCUCGAGCGGUGCAGGAGGCUUGGGCUAAGAAAUAAUCUAGCCAAAUUCUAAAGUACAACAGAACUACACAGAAAUUCACGGAACCAUAAAAAAAAAAAAAAAAAACAAUGGCGGACGACCUCUUUGCAAUCAACAUCUCGGGAGACGAGGACGCCAAUAGCCCCCUGGCAGACCAGCAGUGCCCCGCAGCCAAGCCCCAGAGCAGACAGGACAAGCUCAGGCAGACCGAGGAGGCGUUCCAGGCGCUCAAGGCGACGUAUAGUCCCAAGAUACAGAAUGGCGAUAUCCAACACCAAAUCACCUUCCCUCUAACACCGGCAUCGUCCUCAUCAACCACCGUCUCCAAGAUGUUGGCCCAGGACCUCGUCCACGCCGUCGAGGAGCUGUACUUUUACCGCCGGUACGCCGAGGCGGCCGACUUUGCGGGGCGCGUCCUCGCACAGCCCGAGGUCUUGGACGCUGACACCAAGACGCUAUUGACCCGGUACCAGGCGAGGUGUCGGUUGAAAAGCGGAAUGAGUUGAAUCUGUUUUUUCUUUCUUUCUUUCUUUUUUUUUUUCUUUUCUUUUUGGGAACGGGUUGGUG
Messenger RNA from Pyricularia grisea, 905 nucleotides. RefSeq lists its product as uncharacterized. The record is from RefSeq and is a predicted model, not a curated record. The coding region runs from base 428 to 844 and encodes 138 amino acids. The transcript has 2 exons. Lineage: Eukaryota; Fungi; Ascomycota; Sordariomycetes; Magnaporthales; Pyriculariaceae.